AUGUCACAAACGACAGAACCACCGAUCCUCCGACGAAGGAAGAAUCAUCUCCCAGAAGACAUCGUACUCAGCAUCCUAACAAGGUUACCUCCCAAAACAGUCAUAAGAUUCAGGUGCGUUUGCAAAUCCUGGGACUCCUCAAUCACCACUCCCUAUUUCAUCUCAACUCACCUUAAUAACUUUGCUCAUGAUAAUGAUAAUGGUGGUGGUUAUCUCAUACACAUGCCACGGCGUACAAAUUCUUCUAACAAAGCAGUCUGUACGGUCGCUUUGGACCUCACCUUUGAUAGGAUUUCUGAGAUUGAAGUUCCCUUUGAUUUUCCUUCUGGGUCUGUCCAAAUAGCAGGUUCCUGCAAUGGGUUAUUGUGUCUUGCUUAUAAUGGAUUUUUCAACAUUUUUGGUAAUGUUAUAUAUUUGUGGAACCCCAGCAUUAGAAAAUUCAAGAGGUUGCCCGAUCCUUACUUAGAACGGUUGGGCUGUUAUGGACUUAGAUUCGGAUUUGUAUAUGAUUCGGAGAACAAUGACUACAAGGUUGUGAAAAUUUCGAGUUAUCUUCCAAAGGGAUUGCCACCGCCUAUGCCUGACGAGAUUGAGGUGUACACAUUAAGUUCGGAUUCAUGGAGAAGGGUUGGGAUGUCAUUGAGAACCAAUGUUAAGGUAUUUGAUGAUAAUUUUCAAAUCCCAUUGGUUAGUGGAGCUUUGCACUGGAUCUCACUUGUCUUAGAAGGAGAAGAGGAGCACAAGGGUGAAGUGAUUAUGUCAUUUAAUGUCAAUAGUGAGAAAUUUAGAAUGUUUGUAAUGCCUGAUGGUUCCUUGUCAACAAGUAGGUCUCAGAGAAGUCUUGCAUUAUUCAAGGGCAAAUUGGCUUUCAUUACAUUUGGGAUAACUGACCAACAUGGCUACCACUACUCCAUGUGGGUGAUGAGGGAGUAUGGCGUGCUUGAGUCUUGGAAUCAACUUUUUGUUGUACCACUUGCGAGAAUAUCUGAUUGCAUUGGCUUCACCAUGUGUGGUUCACUUUUGAUUCACUACGUUGAGUCCAACAAUCAAGCAGAGAAGUUUGUUUUAGUUGACACUAAAACUCUACAUGAGAAGGAUUUGGAUAUCCAACAACCUUCACGUGUAGCUACUUUCAUGGAGAGCCUUGCUUUACUUGAUGGAGCAAACAUGGUGUCUUACUAA
Messenger RNA from Quercus lobata, 1182 nucleotides. RefSeq names its product F-box/kelch-repeat protein At3g06240-like. Bases 1 to 1182 code for a protein of 393 amino acids. The record is from RefSeq and is a predicted model, not a curated record. The transcript has a single exon. NCBI's taxonomy places the organism in Eukaryota, Viridiplantae, Streptophyta, Magnoliopsida, Fagales, Fagaceae. Gene Ontology annotation, molecular function: protein binding.